This is a messenger RNA of Colletotrichum spaethianum, 7644 nucleotides long. RefSeq names its product highly reducing polyketide synthase azaB. The transcript is spliced from 9 exons. Gene Ontology annotation, molecular function: oxidoreductase activity; fatty acid synthase activity; 3-oxoacyl-[acyl-carrier-protein] synthase activity. The record is from RefSeq and is a predicted model, not a curated record. NCBI's taxonomy places the organism in Eukaryota, Fungi, Ascomycota, Sordariomycetes, Glomerellales, Glomerellaceae. The coding region runs from base 1 to 7644 and encodes 2547 amino acids. Gene Ontology annotation, biological process: fatty acid biosynthetic process; secondary metabolite biosynthetic process.
AUGCCGUUUAUUGACGCGCCCGCCAGUGCCUCGAGCACAAAUCAGCCCAUUGCCAUCAUUGGCAUUGGUCUGAGAGCCCCAGGAGAUGCUUCUGACCCAGAGAAGUUCUGGCAGAUGCUCCUGGAUGCUCGUUCUGCGCGCUCUGAGAUCCCCAAGGAUCGCUACAAUGUCGAUGGUUUCUACCAUCCUGAUCCCGAAAGACUGGGCAGCAUUCAGCCAAGGCACGCACACUUCUUGAAGCAAGACUUCAAGGUCUUCGACGCGCCCUUCUUCUCUGUCACCCCCAAAGAGGCUAAAGCAAUGGACCCUACGCAGCGAAUGCUUCUCGAAGCCGCCUACGAAGGUUUUGAGAAUGCUGGUUUGAGGCUAGAAGACGUCUCAGGAACACAAACGUCAUGCUAUAUUGGGACGUUUACCAACGACUUUGUUAACUUACAAGCCCAAAGUAAUGAGGCGCCUUCUAUUUAUCAUGCUACGGGUCUGUCAUCGUCCUUGGCCUCAAAUAGGCUGUCUUGGUUCUAUAACCUCAAAGGUCCCUCAAUGACAAUCGACACUGCAUGCUCGUCAAGUCUGACUGCCUUUCACUUGGCUUGCCAGAGCAUUCGUACUGGAGAAGCAGAGAUGAGUGUAGUUGCGGGUGCUAACCUCAUGUUUGGACCUGACAUGUCCAUUCUCCUCGGAGCCGCCAAGAUUCUCUCUCCUGAGGGCAAGUCCAAGAUGUGGGAUGCAAACGCCAAUGGUUUCGCUCGUGGAGAGGGAUUCGGUGUCACCAUCUUGAAGCCUCUUGAUGCUGCGAUUCGCGACGGAGAUACCAUUCGAGCUGUCGUGCUGGCUUCGGCAGCAAAUGAAGACGGCAGAACCCCUGGCAUCUCAUUGCCAAACAGCGAAGCUCAGCAAGAGCUCAUCCGCACAGCUUACCGCAACGCAGGCGUUGAUCCUGCGGAGACGGGCUAUGUUGAGGCUCACGGCACCGGAACGCAGGCGGGUGACCCGUUGGAAGCUCGCGCCAUCUUAAAAACGAUUGGAGACCAUCCCGGUCGCAAAUCUGAUCUCUAUUUUGAAUCCCUGAAUUUGAUGCUUGUAGGACUAACCCAUUUCUUAGCCAAUAUUGGACACUUGGAGGGCGCAGCUGGUGUUGCCGGUAUCAUCAAGGCUGCUUUGGCUGUAGAAAGAGGCCUGAUACCUCAGAACCUGUGGUUUGAGGAACUCAACCCCCAGAUCCAGCUCCCAGAGAACGUCAAGGUUCCCACUACACUUCAAGUGUGGCCGCACAGUGGCCCAAGACGGGCGAGCAUCAACUCCUUUGGUUUCGGAGGAGCCAACGCUCACGUGAUCCUCGAAGACGCUGCAUCCUAUUUAUUCCGUCAUGGUCUCCCAGGACGCCACUCUACAACUCCUGAACCAAGACUCCCUACCAUAUCCAGUGCGAGCAGCGAUAAUGGAUCUGACAUGGAGACAUCCAGCAGCGUCAGUAACGACGAACUUACUUCGAAGCUCUUCGUGCUUUCUUCCAAUGAUCAAGAGGGCGUGAAGCGCAACGUGGAAAGAUUGACAACCUACUUGGAUGGGAAGAUCUCAAGCAAGUCUUCUUUUCUGACUGAUCUUUCGUACACUCUCUUUUCCAAGAGAACCAUGCUACCUUGGAAGUCUUUUGCCAUUGCAUCUGACGUCGCAAGUCUUCGCCAGAAUCUCGAGAAGAUCCCCGCUGUGGUUCGAUCCUCCAACUCCUCGGUGCCAAGAGUAGCCUUCGUUUUUACUGGUCAAGGUGCUCAAUACUUCCGGAUGGGCAAGGGACUCUCUGUCUACAAGGCAUUCCGAGACAGCAUGCUGCGCUCCGAGUUGAUUCUUAAGUCACUAGGUUGCCCGUGGACUUUGACUGAGGAGCUGGAACGUGACGAGGCGGACUGUAACUUGCGCCGAACGGACUACAGUCAGCCUGCAUGCACCGCUUUGCAAGUUGCUCUUAUCGACCUCUCAAAAGCAUGGGGUGUCAAGCCAGUCGCAGUAGUGGGCCACUCUAGUGGUGAGAUUGCAGCCGCUUACUGCGCAGGCUUCAUCGACCAUGAGGCAGCGGUCAAGAUCGCUUGGCUGAGAGGCCAAGUUUCCCAGACAGUUUCUACGAAUGGCGGCAUGUUGGCCGUCUCUGCUAGCGCUGAAAGUAUUGGCGAGCACCUCCAAUCUCUCAAGCUUGGCAAGGCCAUUGUCGGCUGUCUCAACAGCCCCAAGGCGUGCACCGUCUCUGGUGACAACGUUGCCAUUGACGAGCUGCAGGAGAUUCUGAAGGAGGCACAGAUUCCAUGCACACGACUACCUAUGGACGUUGCCUAUCAUUCCUUCCACAUGGAAGCCGCAAGGGAGAGAUAUGAGACUGUUCUGGCGGGCAUCCCACAUGGUUCCUCUGAAAUUCCCAUGUUCUCAUCUGUGACCGGCGCGCAGGUUACUCCUGAACAGAUGAAACCAUCUUACUGGGUUGACAAUCUGGUUUCCCCAGUCAACUUUGUUGGUGCUGUUCGUUCUCUCCUGUAUCACACGCAAGGCAAAGCUCGAUCCCACGACAGAACCGCUUUCGCUAGCGUCUUUGUCGAGUUGGGCCCUCACUCUGCUCUACGGAGCUACCUUCUCGACACCUUUUCCACCGAGGACCGAUUUUCCGACCUCUCCUACACCACAAUGCUCAGACGAAAGUUUGACGGAGCCCAGACAGCACUCGAGGCUAUGGGGCAGCUCUGGUCUAAGGGAUGUGACGUUGAUAUCAACCAAGUGAACGAAGUCUCCGACAACACAAACAUGCUGGUCGACCUGCCGCCAUAUGCAUGGAACCACACACGCACAUUCUGGGACGAGUCCUAUCUCAGCCGCGAGUAUAGACUUAGGGAGAAGCCUCGGACUGACUUGCUCGGCUAUCGUGUCUCGGGUACGCCGGAUCCGACAUGGCGUUGCCACCUACGGUGCACCGAAAGCCCAUGGAUCCGUGAGCACAAGGUUCAGGGUGAUAUUCUAUACCCCGGAGCAGGCAUUGUUGUCAUGGCAAUCGAGGCAGCUCGCCAGCUUGCCGAGGAACACGCCACGGAGGAGAUUUACGGAUACGAGCUCCGCGAUGUUGCCAUUGACACCGCUCUCAGGGUCCCCGACACCGAAAAAGGUAUUGAAGUCAUGAUACAACUCCAUGGUCGCCGAACUGGAACAAAAGCCGCACCCUCCUCUACUCUGAACGAGUUCUCCGUAUCGUCUUGGUCUGAAGAGAUCAAGGAAUGGACAGUACAUGCACGGGGUCUGGUCUCCGUUACCUAUAAGUCCUCGAUUUCCCCCGCCAUGCAGCGCGAGCUAGCCCUUGAGAACGAGCGCUACGCACAAUCUUUCGCCAGCGCCAAGAAGAUCUGCCAAAAGCCCGCCCGCAGCUUCCUCUACGAUACUGUAGAGACUAUCGGCAUGCAAUACGGGCCGACAUUCCGCAACAUGACGGAACUGUUUGCGGGUCCGAAUGCAAGCUACGGCGUCAUCAGCGUUCCGGACACAAAGUCUGUCAUGCCCAAGGGCUUUGAGUACCCUAGCGUUGUUCAUCCUGCCACACUGGACUCCGUGCUCCAUCUUCUAUUCCCUUCCAUCAGCGGCGAAGACCAGUCUCUUAGUGAGGCGGUGGUUCCCUUCUCUUUUGAUCGCAUCUUUGUCUCAGCCAAGCUUUCGGGUGUUCCUGGAACUAAACUUCAUGGAUGCUCCACCGCCCAGAAGACUAGCUACACGACAUGGAAGUCCUCCAUCACCAUAUCAGAGGACCUCUCAGAGCCCAUGAUCAUCAUGGAUGGUGUGUCUCUGGCUUCUGUUGGCGAAGGAGAUGCUCAGAAGACCCAGGAGACGAGGGCCUCUUGCUUUGGUCAGACUUGGCACGAGGACGCUGAUCUGCUUGAACCUUCGCAGAUCAAAAGUUUGGUUUACAAGCGCACCCUGAAGAGCAAGGACGAUGAAUCUGUCCUUGAUAAGCUUGAGUACGUCUGUCUGGUUCACAUUUACCGAUGCCUCGCCUGGCUCGAAAGUGAGGAAGGCAAAUCUUUCGUACCCCAGGAUGGGUUCUGGAAACUUUAUGUCGAGUGGAUGCACGAUACCAUCAAGCAAUUUCCCCCACUUGCAGCCAGCGAGGCAGAAGUCGAGGCGGAGCUAGAUGCCGCUCGCAAGAGGAUCGUUCUGUCUGAGAGUGGUGACAUCACGGUUCAGAUGGUCGAUCGCAUUGGAGAGAACCUCAACAGGAUUUUCAUGAGGGAGGUCGAGCCUCUUCAGGUCAUGACCGAGGGUGACCUGCUGUACUCGUUCUACCGUGGUGCUUUCGGAACGAGCUUCAACACCAACGUUGCUGAGUACGUGGGGAUGAUCGCAGACAAGAGCCCCGGGGUCAAGAUCCUGGAAAUCGGGGCUGGAACCGGUGGCACAACCUACCAUGUCCUCGAGCGCCUGCGCAAUGCGGAUGGCACUUCCAAGGCAGCCAAGUAUUGCUUUACGGACAUCUCCCCCGGAUUCCUCGCCAAGGCUGCUGACCGCUUCUCUAACGAUGCAUCAAUCAUGGAGUUUACCACUCUGAACAUUGAAAACGAGCCCACGGAGCAAGGAUUCACCCUGAGAGCUACGAUCUCAUUCAUCCAAGAGACCUUGGCUCACUGCAAGUCUCUGCUCAAGCCAGGCGGUCGCCUCGUACUAUCAGAAGUCACCAUCAAGCGUAUCUUUUCAGGGUUCAUUAUGGGUCCUCUCCCCGGAUGGUGGCUUGGUGAGGAUGAUGGCCGCAAGGGUGGUCCUCUCCUGGACGUUGAGGAGUGGAACACUGCCUUGGUGCAGGCUGGUUUCUCGGGUGUUGACGUCGACAUUCGUGGCGAUCGGGAGGUGUCGAAGGAGCCUGUCUCGUUGAUUCUCUCUACGAAACCACAGAAGGAAGUCUCCGGCCCUUCUCAGUUCGUCAUUAUCAGUACAGGGUCCGAAGCAUCUGAGAAGCUCAGCCGCUCGAUUCAAGAGCACCUUGUCUCUGCGGCUCAGAAUGUCGCCAUCGUGCGAUGGGACGAUCUUGAUACCUCCAACAGCCAGUUGGACGGAAAGUAUUGUCUCUCUCUUGCAGAGUGGGAGAACCCGGUCCUUUCCGACCUCACAGACGACAACUGGGAGAGAUUGCGCCAAGUCAUCCUCGGCUCCGCUGGCACUCUCUGGAUUACGGGUGGUGCCGCAAUGGACUGCCCGGAACCUAUGAAGUCCCUGAUGGUUGGCCUUUCUAGAGCUAUUCGCAACGAAAACGCAGGAGUUCGUCUCGCCACUCUUGACCUGGAGACAUCCGGCAGCAUCAACUUCGAUGAAGCUGCAAAGAACGUUCUGAAGGUAGCUAUGAGCCACAGCCGCAGCGACGGUUUCGAUGGGGAAUACGCUGCCCGUGGCCGCACUGUUUACGUCCCGCGAGUAGAGAGAACCCUCAACGUUGACGCUUCUCUUCGGAAGUACGAAGCCAAAGGUCAGCCAGAGCUUGUAUCAUUCAAGGGCUGUGGACGCCCCCUCAAGCUCACCAUCAAGACUCCUGGUCUUCUCGACACUUUCCGAUGGGAGGAGGAUGAGGUCUACUACGAGCCCCUGCCCGAAGACUGGAUCGAGGUCGAGGUCAAAGCAGUGGGUCUCAACUUCAAAGACGUCCUCGUCGCCUUGGGCAACCUCGCCGAGAACAAGCUCGGUGUGGAUGCAUCAGGUGUUGUCACACGUGUGGGAUCAGCCGUUUCGGACUUCAAGCCUGGUGACCGUGUAAUGACUGCAUCUUGCGAUACUUUCGCCACAUAUGUUCGCUUCCCCGCCAAGGGCGCCAUUGCUGUUCCUGAGAAGAUGAGCUUUGAAGAGGCAGCUUCUAUGCCCCUCAUCUUCCUUACGGCCUACUACUCUCUGGUUACUGCCGGCAACCUUGUCAAGGGCGAGAAGAUCUUGAUCCACGCUGCUGCUGGAGGUGUCGGUCAGGCUGCCAUCAUGAUUGCGCAGCGCAAGGGAGCCGAAAUAUUUGCCACUGUCGGCUCAGAAGAGAAGAAGAAGCUCAUAAUGGACCAGUACGGUAUCCCAGAGGAUCAUAUCUUCAGCAGUCGUGACAGCAGCUUCGCCAAGGCUGUAAUGAGGGCCACCAAUGACCAGGGCGUGGACGUUGUUCUCAACUCCUUGGCCGGCGAGCUUCUUCGGUUGUCAUGGCACUGCCUUGCCAAGUUUGGACGAUUCUUGGAGAUUGGUAAAGCCGAUCUUUUUGCCAACACUGGUCUCGACAUGAAGCCUUUCCUGGAUAACAAGGCGUACAUCGGUGUCAACCUUUUGGACUUCGAAAACAACCCCACACCUCGAGCUGUUGCUCUCUGGGAGGAUACGGCUAAGCUCAUUCACGACGGUUCUGUCAAGCCCAUCGCGCCGAUUCAACUAUUCUCAAUGGCUGAGGUCGAAAAGGCUUUCCGCUUCAUGCAGGCUGGAAAGCACAUGGGCAAGGUCGUUGUGCGAGUAGAUGAUGCUGACAUGGUCCCUGCUGUCCCCCGGACUCCCCGCGUUGGUAUUGAAGCUGAUGCCACUUACGUCAUUGCUGGUGUUGGUGGUAUCUGCAAGGAGAUUGGUCGUUGGCUUGCUGAGAAGGGCGCCAAACAUCUGGUUCUGCUAUCUCGUUCCGCUGCUAGCAGUGAGGAGAACAAGGCGUUUGCUUCCGAGUUACAAAAGACGUACGAAGCCACAACGUAUGCAUACGACUGUGACGUCGGAAACAAGCAAGCACUUCAAGGAGUUUUGGAUGACCUGAAGUCGAAGAAUGUCCCUGUUAUCAAGGGAUGCGUCACUGGCGCUAUGGUUCUCCGGGAUACUCUGUUUGAUAAGAUGACUGCAGACCAUGUCCGUACAACCGUUGGUCCCAAGGUCCACGGAACUUGGAACUUGCACGAGCUUCUUCCCAAAGAACUUGACUUCUUCGUCAUGCUCAGCUCUCUCGCAGGUGUCAUGGGCCACCGCGGACAAGGAAACUAUGGCUGUGGCAACAUCUUCCAGGACUACUUUGCUGCCUACCGCCGUAGCCAGGGUCUGCGUGCCAUGACUAUCGACAUUGGCUAUCUUCUGAGUGUUGGCUUCGUUGCCGAACACGACGAAUACGUCGACCAUGUCAAGGCCAUGGGUCUCAAGGUCAUGCACAAAAGUGAUCUUCACGGACUUAUGGCAACUGCCUUGGAGGGCUCUGAUGCACACCCGCCUCAGGUAAUGUGUGGUCUUCCUUACAACGAGCACGACGAUGCCUGGUACUGGAUUCAAGAUCAGCGCUUCGCUGGCCUUAGGAAGACGGCCGCCGGUUCUGGCGCUGGUGGUUCUGCCAGUGUCUCGCUCCGUGACGAGCUUGUCCGGUGCGGAAAGGCUGAUGAUGAGGCGGUUCACUUGAUCACCUCUGCUCUGGUGCAGCGUCUGGCCAAGUUGAUGAUGAUGCCUGAGGACGAUGUUGACGCGGGCAAGCCACUGAGUGCUUAUGGUGUUGAUAGCUUGGUUGCUGUUGAAGUUAGAAACUGGAUUGCCAAGGAAGUUGCUGUCGAAGUCAGUGUUUUCGACAUUAUGGCCAACAUCCCGAUGAGGCAACUGGCAACGGACUUGGCUGGCAAGAGCAAGCUUCUCGCUCAGGAUGCAUCAUAA